Messenger RNA from Parastagonospora nodorum SN15, 365 nucleotides. RefSeq lists its product as hypothetical. The record is from RefSeq and is a predicted model, not a curated record. The transcript is spliced from 2 exons. Lineage: Eukaryota; Fungi; Ascomycota; Dothideomycetes; Pleosporales; Phaeosphaeriaceae. Gene Ontology annotation, cellular component: mitochondrial inner membrane. Bases 1 to 198 code for a protein of 65 amino acids.
AUGCAGCCCACACGCGUGCGAAUGGGUCCGCCCAAAUAUGCUCCUCACCCGAACCACCCUAUCCACAUCCACCCAGUCCGACCGCUAUACCGGUUCAUGGCAACCGGCCUCGGCGCUUCCAUGUGGUUCUUCUUGAUGUACCGCGCGAAGAAGGACGGCCCGGUACUGCUGGGCUGGAAGCACCCAUGGGACCAUUGAACACUUGAGAUCGGGGAGAACUGAAAGAGAAGCAAGCAUUAUUCAAGGGACCGCGGCAUGAGAAACUGUAUAUAUGGUGCCGUACAGCUCUAGGGCAUGCAUCAAGAUGGGGAUGUGAUAUCCCAUGACGGAAAUGCAAAGGCAUCGAAUUGAAAGAACGUUAACUC